Abrus precatorius (Indian licorice) is the source of this 2400-nucleotide messenger RNA. Its product is annotated as potassium channel KAT3-like. Lineage: Eukaryota; Viridiplantae; Streptophyta; Magnoliopsida; Fabales; Fabaceae. Gene Ontology annotation, biological process: transmembrane transport; potassium ion transport. The record is from RefSeq and is a predicted model, not a curated record. Gene Ontology annotation, molecular function: voltage-gated potassium channel activity. The transcript has 11 exons. Bases 41 to 2275 code for a protein of 744 amino acids. Gene Ontology annotation, cellular component: membrane.
AACUACUACUGCUAAAAGCCUUUAGAGUCAAAACUCAAAAAUGUCAUUUUCCUGUGGCAAAAAAUUUUUCAAGAGGUUCUGUGUGGAUGAAUUCCAAAUGGGAAGUCUUCCGUAUAGCAGUUUUUUGUCUAAUGAUCUAUUGCCAUCCCUUGGAGCCAGAAUCAACCAAGAAACAAGACUAAGAAGAUACAUAAUUUCCCCUUUCAAUCCACGUUAUAGGGCUUGGGAGAUGCUACUAAUUGUUCUAGUUGUUUACUCUGCAUGGAUUUGCCCAUUUGAAUUUGCCUUUCUGCCUUACAAGCAAGACACACUAUUCAUCAUAGACAACAUUGUAAAUGCCUUCUUUGCCAUUGACAUCAUGCUUACAUUCUUUGUUGCAUACCUUGAUAGCCAUUCUUACCUUCUUGUUGAUGAUCCCAAGAAAAUUGCAGUCAGGUACAUAUCAACCUGGUUUAUCUUUGAUGUCUGUUCAACUGCACCUUUCCAAUCCAUUAGCCUCCUCUUCACGGAUCACAGUAGUGAGAUUGGCUUCAAAAUUCUUAACAUGCUUCGGUUAUGGCGCCUGAGACGAGUCAGUUCUCUGUUUGCAAGACUUGAGAAGGACAUUCGCUUCAAUUACUUCUGGACUAGGUGCUCAAAGCUCAUUGCUGUAACCUUGUUUGCUGUGCACUGUGCUGGAUGCUUCAACUAUCUGAUAGCAGAUAGGUACCCAGAUUCAAAAAGGACUUGGAUUGGUUCUGUGUACCCAAAUUUCAAAGAAAUGAGUCUAUGGGAAAGAUAUGUGACAGCCAUAUAUUGGUCCAUUGUCACACUUACUACCACUGGGUAUGGGGAUUUGCAUGCAGAAAACACAAGAGAGAUGUUGUUUGAUAUCUUCUACAUGCUGUUCAACCUGGGAUUAACAUCAUACAUCAUUGGAAACAUGACAAACUUGGUAGUCCAUUGGACAAGCCGCACCAGAAAUUUUAGAGAUACAGUCAGAGAAGCUUCAGAAUUUGCAUCAAGAAAUCAGCUGCCCCAUCACAUCCAGGAUCAAAUGUUGUCACACUUAUGUUUGAGGUUCAAAACAGAAGGGUUGAAGCAGCAAGAAACACUAAAUGGCAUGCCAAAGGCAAUUCGUGCAAGCAUUGCUCACCAUCUAUUCUUUCAAGUUGUGCAAAGGGUCUACCUCUUCCAAGGAGUCUCACAUGACUUUCUUUUCCAGCUGGUUAUAGAGAUGGAAGCUGAGUAUUUCCCACCCAAGGAAGAUGUUAUACUACAAAAUGAGUCUCCUACCGACCUAUAUAUACUGGUUUCAGGGGCAGUGGAUCUCAUCCGCUCUGUUGAUGGCCAUGAUCAAGUUCUGAAGCAUUCUACUGCAGGAGAUACACUUGGAGAAAUUGGAGUUUUAUACUGUAGACCACAACCUUUCACUGUUCGGACCACCGAGCUUUCUCAAAUUUUAAGACUCAGCAGAACUUCAUUGAUGAAUGCCAUACAUGCAAAUCCAAAAGCAGCACAAAUUAUAAUGAAAAAUCUUUUAAUGAGCUUAAAGGGUUAUCAAGGAUUGGAUUUUUCGUAUCCACCUAUAGACCCUGAAUUGGAUCUUCACCAAAUUCAUGAUUGGGACAACACAGGAGGAAGCUCUUCUGAUGGAUUUACAAAUAGUUCAUACGAGGAAGCCAGAUUGCAUAACAUGAUUCCUGAAGAUGGAAAAAGAGAUCUUUAUGCUACUGCUCACAUAGGUCAUCCUAACAUGGAAGCAAAUGAAAAGAACUUAAACCCCAUAAGAUGGAAACAGAAACCUCUAGUAGAGCAGCAACAAAACCAGAGCAUUUCUGACCUUGCAAUGAAUCAUGAAAAUAGAAAGACACUAGAUGAACAUAUAAUAGAGUUUGUGGAGCCACAAAUCCUUAACCAUACUAAGAAUGACCCAACUAGAGAAAAAGAUGUUCUUAGAACUGUCAACCACCCUUUAGGAAAACCAUUCACAAACUCCUAUUCAAGCAACUCCAAUUAUAGAACUGAUAGAGAAGCACAAGUAUUAUUCAAAAAGAGAGUUACCAUCCACUUUCUAAGCAAACACAGACCUUCCUUACAGGAUCAGCAUGGGAAGUUGAUUAUUUUACCUGAUUCAUUAGAAGAUCUGCUCAAAAUUGCUGGAGAAAAGUUUGGAGGCUCCAAGCCUACAAAAGUAAUUAAUACUGAGAAUGCGGAGAUAGAUGAUAUUAGUGUCAUUCGAGAUGGUGAUCAUCUAUUUUUUCUUUCAAGUGACAGUGAAAAUUUAAGUUCAUAAUCUUAUCAAUGAUAGUCACAGUGUGGAUAUGAAGCUAGGUUGUAAUCUUCAGGAAGAUGAUGAUGAUAAUAAUAAUAAAAACCAAAAAACAAAAAAGCACUGACAGAUUACAUAAAGUGUUAACC